AAUUGACAACUGACACCCAAACCAACCAAAUUCAUCUUUUCAACUUACAACAUCAUUUGCAAUAUCAAAAUUUGAUUUAAUAUAUUAACCACAUUUUAUGGGAUCUCUAGCCACUAAAGCAAGAACCGCGACAAUGGCAAGUACAGCUGAAAUAAAACAAUUCAUCAAGGAUGCCGUGUCUAAAGACAAAGUAGUGGUGUUUUCAAAAUCUUAUUGUCCCUAUUGUACGUUGGCGAAAGAUGUCUUCGCAAAAGUGAAGCAACCGAUAACAGUAAUUGAAUUAAACGAGCGCGAUGACGGCAGUGUUAUCCAGGAAAACCUGGCAGAAUUAACCGGGUUCCGAACAGUGCCACAAGUGUUCAUCAACGGAAACUGUGUGGGUGGCGGUUCCGAUGUCAAAGCUCUUUACGAUUCAGGAAAACUUGAACCAAUGUUGAUUGGUUAAAUUAUAUUAAAAAAGUACAAAAAUGUAAUGGUUAUAAGAAAAUAUUUGUUUAAAAAAUAUCACAAUUUUAAUUUUGUCUGUUUUAGUUACAAAAUUUUGUUAAGUACAAUUUUUUAUUAAGUUUAAAGCAUUUAUAACCAAAAUAGAUAUGUAUUAUGAAAAAAUAUUAAAUGUUUCGUACUUAUUUUUGUAAAAAUAAAGUGUUUUGUUACGCUUA
Papilio xuthus (Asian swallowtail) is the source of this 662-nucleotide messenger RNA. The record is from RefSeq and is a predicted model, not a curated record. Lineage: Eukaryota; Metazoa; Arthropoda; Insecta; Lepidoptera; Papilionidae.